This is a messenger RNA of Marasmius oreades (fairy-ring Marasmius), 345 nucleotides long. RefSeq lists its product as uncharacterized. Lineage: Eukaryota; Fungi; Basidiomycota; Agaricomycetes; Agaricales; Marasmiaceae. The transcript has 6 exons. The record is from RefSeq and is a predicted model, not a curated record. Bases 1 to 345 code for a protein of 114 amino acids.
AUGCACAACACUAGCGAUUUACACACACAGGACCCUUUUUUGCGACAGGCUGUUAACCUCACCACCAGACAUCCAGUUAUUGGCGGAAGGAGUGGAGAACGUUACCACGGAGGAAACAAGUCGGAAGGGAGGCGUUGCGGUUCCAGCCCAUCCAAAGACACAGUCAUUUCGAAUAAUCCAAAGUCAGAAUUCGUUGCCUAUGCAGACACUCGCAGAACUCCUCCAGUCUUUCCCUCGAGAUUCGUACAGCCACUCUGCCUUGCAGAAGCUCGUCAAACACAUCUACAAGCACCGCUCUGUGACGAUGAAACAUUAGGCGCGUUCGCUUUUGACAGCAUUUCCUAA